Messenger RNA from Glycine soja, 591 nucleotides. RefSeq lists its product as uncharacterized. NCBI's taxonomy places the organism in Eukaryota, Viridiplantae, Streptophyta, Magnoliopsida, Fabales, Fabaceae. The coding region runs from base 1 to 591 and encodes 196 amino acids. The transcript has 3 exons. Gene Ontology annotation, biological process: meristem development; meristem maintenance. The record is from RefSeq and is a predicted model, not a curated record.
AUGAGUCAGGAUGCACAUCAACCUGAAACACCUGAGGAUGUGCCUCAGUUGAAUGACGAUGUUCCUCAUGUGUCUGAUGCUACUCUGGAGAUGACAGGCGUCGUUGAUGCUGCAGACGCAGAGGGAGUGGCUAAUGAUGGUAGUGAGGGUUCACUUGCUGCUGAUGAAGGAUUCCCUGGUGGGCCACGCGACCCAUCGGAACGAAUCAAGCUGAAGUUGGUCUCCCAUGGUAGAAAAGUAGAUAAAUUUGGGAGACCAGGGCCUGAGAUAGAAGGCAUGAUUGCGGCCACCGAAUUGAGUCCACUGAUCAGGUGUUCGGUAAUCACCACUGAUCCUGGACUUACAUCCUCCUUCGUCGAGAGGUGGCAUAGGGAGACCAGCACCUUCCACCUGCCAGUAGGAGAGUUGACGAUCACUCUGGAUGACAUGGCAUCACUCCUACACCUUCCCAUCACUGGCGCACUGCAUACCUUUGAACCGUUGGUUACUUUCGACGCGGUCGUGCUGUUGACUGAGCUGCUUGAGGUCAGCCCUAAGGAGGCUAGAGCUGAGACCCGUCAGGCAUCUGGGCCUCAUGUACGGUUGUCCUAG